Perognathus longimembris pacificus (Pacific pocket mouse) is the source of this 2121-nucleotide messenger RNA. It is a transcript of the gene Tbx21, whose product is annotated as T-box transcription factor 21. NCBI's taxonomy places the organism in Eukaryota, Metazoa, Chordata, Mammalia, Rodentia, Heteromyidae. Gene Ontology annotation, cellular component: nucleus. Gene Ontology annotation, biological process: regulation of transcription by RNA polymerase II; positive regulation of DNA-templated transcription; cell fate specification. The record is from RefSeq and is a predicted model, not a curated record. Gene Ontology annotation, molecular function: DNA-binding transcription factor activity, RNA polymerase II-specific; RNA polymerase II cis-regulatory region sequence-specific DNA binding. The transcript is spliced from 6 exons. The coding region runs from base 60 to 1670 and encodes 536 amino acids.
GGGGAGCGGAGAGGAAUUCAUCCUCGACGGCCGCGGGGAAGGUGCCCAGCCCGCCCCGGAUGGGCAUCGUGGAACCGGGCAGCGGAGACAUGCUGACGGGCACCGAACCGAUGCCGACGAGUGACGAGAGCCGGGCGCCCGGCGCGGAUCCGCAGCACCGCUACUUCUACCCGGAGCCCGGCGCGCAGGACGCGGCGGAUCGUCGAGGAGGCGGCAGUCUGGGGGCGCCCUAUGCCGGGGGCGCCCUGGUGCCCGCCCCGCCGGGCCGCUUCCUCGGAGCCUACGCCUACCCACCCCGACCCCCAGCGGCCGGCUUCCCCGGGGCGGGCGAGCCCUUUCCGCCGCCGGCGGGCGCCGAGGGCUACCCCCAGCCCGGAGACGGCUACACGCUCCCGGACCCGCGCGCCGGGCUCUACCCGGGGCCGCGCGAGGACUACGCGCUGCCCGCGGGGCUGGAGGUGUCCGGGAAGCUGCGAGUGGCGCUCAACAACCACCUGUUGUGGUCCAAGUUCAACCAGCACCAGACGGAGAUGAUCAUCACCAAGCAGGGGCGGCGAAUGUUUCCAUUCCUGUCCUUUACUGUGGCUGGGUUGGAGCCCACCAGCCAUUACAGGAUGUUUGUGGACGUGGUCCUGGUGGACCAGCAUCACUGGCGGUAUCAGAGUGGAAAGUGGGUGCAGUGUGGAAAGGCGGAGGGCAGCAUGCCAGGGAAUCGCCUGUAUGUACACCCAGAUUCACCCAAUACUGGAGCCCACUGGAUGCGCCAGGAAGUUUCCUUUGGGAAACUUAAGCUCACCAACAACAAGGGAGCCUCCAACAAUGUGACUCAGAUGAUUGUGCUGCAGUCCCUCCAUAAGUACCAGCCCCGGCUACACAUUGUGGAGGUGAACGACGGAGAGCCAGAGGCCCCCUGCAAUUCCUCCAACACACACAUCUUCACUUUCCAAGAAACCCAGUUCAUUGCUGUCACCGCUUACCAGAACGCGGAGAUCACACAGCUGAAAAUCGACAAUAACCCCUUUGCCAAAGGAUUCCGGGAGAACUUUGAGUCGAUGUACGCAUCUGUUGAUACCAGCGUCCCCUCCCCACCUGGAACCAACUGUCAACUGCUCGGAGGAGACCCCUACUCACCUCUCCUAUCCAACCAGUAUCCCGUCCCCAGCCGCUUCUACCCUGACCUUCCCAGCCAGGCCAAGGAUGUGGUCCCUCAACCGUACUGGCUGGGGACCCCCCGGGACCACAGCUACGAGGCCGAAUUCCGAGCCGUCAGCAUGAAGCCUGCAUUCCUGCCCUCUGCCCCUGGGCCCACCAUGCCCUACUACCGGGGCCAGGAGGUCCUUGCCCCUGGGGCUGGCUGGCCUGUGGCCCCCCAGUACCCUCCCAAGAUGGGUCCAGCUGGCUGGUUCCGUCCCAUGCGGACUCUGCCCUUGGAACCUGGCCCGGGAGCCUCUGAGGGACGGGGGCCCGAGGAGCAGGGUUCCCCCUCGUUGUGGACUGAGAUCACCCCCCUCCGGCCAGAGCCUGGUGAUUCAGGACUGGGUGAAGGAGACUCUAAGAGGAGGCGUGUAUCACCCUAUCCUUCCAGCGGGGACAGCUCUUCCCCGGCUGGGGCUCCUUCUCCUUUUGAUAAGGAAGCCGAAGGCCAAUUUUAUAACUAUUUCCCCAACUGAGCAGAGGCUGUGCUGAGAAGACCAUGUUCUUAGAUUGAAGGACGUUGACUGACUUAGAAAACAGGCUCCCAAGGGGAGCCAGGACCCAAGGAUUCUGGGUGUACUCCCUGCUUCCUGGCCCACAAUGAAACGUGACAGGAAUGUCCCCUGCCCCUUCGUCCGCCCAAACUACAGUCACAUACCUGGUGCUGCUUCUGGUCCUGUGGAGAUGGCCCUGUGGAGAAGAGAAAACCCACGAGAGAAGGCCUGGACACAAAAGAGCUUCGUGACUUCUAGUCAGGUGAGGUGCUAGGACUGGAGAUCAAUCUUCCAUGUUGGCGGUCGCCAGACGGUUUCAUCCACACGUGGUCAGCCUUGACUGGAAGAUACGGACAUGGGUUUGAGAACAGUCAGCCAGCCAGAGUGAAGAGGACUCAGGUGACUUUGGGCAGCUGCCUGGGCCCACCUGCUG